AACAGCAUAAAAUAAAUAAUAAAAGACAUGUAAAUAAUCAAGUGUAUACAAAUCGCCACCUGCCGUCAGUCGGAAGAACUAUAACAUGUUUUGUACGUGGUUGCUUUGAAUCAAGAAUAUCAGAAAUAUGGACGAAGUCUGGACCUUGAUCUUACUGUCAUUGGCAAUGCUUGUCGGUUGUUACCUAGCAGGUGUAAUUCCACUUGCCUUUACUUUCUCCGAGGAGAAACUAAAGCUGGUGACAGUGUUAGGAGCGGGUCUGCUUGUUGGUACAGCGUUAGCAGUGAUCAUUCCAGAGGGGGUUCAUGCCAUGUACACAUCAGGCUCAGAGCCACAUCAGCACGUUCACCAUGAUCACAAACUUGGUACCCGAGCUCUCCUGGCUCUAGAGGUACAUAAAGACAAACCCGCCGUCGAGUUGGCCGUGGAGUCGCUGGCCCACGGUGACCAUGGUGAUCAUGGUGACCAUGGUGACCAUGGCAAUGAUCAUCAUCACAGUCACGAUAUGUCAGAGGAACACUCGCGGAUCGGGAUCAGUCUGGUGACGGGAUUCAUCUUCAUGUUGUUAGUCGACCAGAUUGGCGGGGGCCACGCUCACUCGUCCGAUGAUACAGAUAUAGAGAGUAGUCAGAGUAUACAGAACCGGAACAAGCUAACAGUCACUGUCGGCCUCAUAGUACAUGCAGCAGCUGAUGGGGUGGCUUUAGGAGCUGCUAUCACUCUACCAGAAGCUCACAUCACAUAUAUUGUUUUCCUUGCAAUUAUGUUGCAUAAAGCACCAGCAGCCUUUGGUCUGGUAUCAUUUUUACUUCAUGCCAGUUUUGAUCGAGCUAGGAUACGUCGUCAUCUACUGGCAUUCUCAAUGGCAGCUCCUGCCAUGGCCAUAGUCACCUUCCUUUGUUUAAGUCAGCAAAAUAAGAAGCAGCUGUUGGACAUGCACAUGACCGGGAUCGCCAUGCUGUUCAGCGCGGGGACGUUUCUGUACGUGGCCACCGUGCACGUCCUGCCAGAAGUCUCCAUACACCAUUCCCAUCACACCGCACCCAACGGCACGGUCGUUAUCCGCGAACACAAGGGCUUUAAAAAGAUUGAACUAGUUGCCCUCGUGCUUGGGUCACUAUUGCCAGUUUUACUCGCGAUGGGACACAAGCACUGAAGAUAGAUGGGAUAGUAGUACUGAAAGGCAUUUUAUGUUUUUAUCAUUUGUGGUGGAAUUCAUUGUGGUAUGAAAGUUGUCUGCUGAGUGUAUAAUUUUAAAUAUAUUUAAUGAUUUUGACAGUGCACUGAACAUGCCUAUAUUUAGUAAAAACAAAUUAGGUUUCUUUCUGGUUUUCUGGUGUAUUCUCUGAUGUUUGCUAUUUCUGUUAUGGACGGGGAAACUGGAUGAAUUUCAAGCACAAUAAAAAUUCUGUCCUCAUGAAGGAGACUGUCACGUGAUAACGGCCUAAGAGACAAGAGUCGGAAGAUACUUGCAUGCUGGGAGAUUUUUACAGAUUGGUUCAUAUUAGAGAGAGAGAGAGACGGUCAGAGACAGAGUUUGUUCAUAUUAAUGUACUGAGACAGUCAGUCAGUGACAGUUCAUAUUAUUAUUAACGUACUCAGAGAGACGGUCAGAGAUGGAGUUUGUUCAUAUUAACAUACUGAGAGAGACAGCCAGAGACGGAGUUUGUUCAUAUUAACGUACUGAGAGAGACUGAGUUUGUUCAUAUUAACAUACUGAGAGAGAUGGCCAGAGACUGAGUUUGUUCAUAUUAACUUACUGAGAGAGACUGUCAGAGAUGGAGUUUGUUCAUAUUAACAUACUGAGAGAGAUGGCCAGAGACUGAGUUUGUUCACAUUAACAUACUGAGAGAGACUGUCGGAGAUGGAGUUUGUUCAUAUUAACUUACUGAGAGAGAUGGCUAGAGACAAGAGUUUGUUCAUAUUAUUGUACUGAGAGAGACGGCCAGAGACAGAGUUUGUUCAUAUUAUUGUACUGAGAGAGACAGCCAGACGAGUGAAGAUCCUUGUGUGAACCAGUUUUGGAUGUUGAACAACAUUUUCUGUUUUAAGAGACAAACGACUAUGAACCACAUUGUUGGUAUGUUGUGGCUUAUUGUACGGAUACUGUACCUAUUACUUACUGUACUGAUCAUGUACUGACACACUGUACUGGUCAUGUACUGACACACUGUACUGAUCAUGUACUGACACACUGUACUGGUCAUGUACUGACACACUGUACUGAUCAUGUACUGACACACUGUACUGAUAUAUAUACUGACACACUGUACUGAUAUAUAUACUGACACUGUACUGAGCAUGUACUGAUCAUAUACUGACACACUGUACUGAUACACUGUACUGAUAUAUAUACUGACACUGUACUGAGCAUGUACUGAUCAUAUACUGACACACUGUACUGAGCAUGUACUGAUCAUAUACUGACACACUGCACUGAUCAUAUACUGACACGCUGUACUGAUCUUGUACUGAUCAUGUAUUGACACUACUGAUCAUAUACUGACACUACUGAUCAUGUACUGACAUAUAUUCUUUGCUUUUUGAAAGUAGAAACAUUUGUGUUAACACAAUGCCAGCCAUGAUUGUUGAAAAUAGCAGUGCACAUAUGCUGUUCAUUUGUACUGACAUUCUUGGUAACUGCAGAAGCACUUUAUUAAUCACAUGCACUUAACUACAGUCAGAUAUAUUUAUUUCAUAACAUUGAUAAUUCUAUAAGAUGCAUACAAAACACAUAAAUCAACAUUUAUCAAUAAGCCUCACUAAAGGUACAUUACUUAUUGAUAGUUUGUGAAUACAUUUCAUAUAUGACCUGUUGAAACAGCAGGGUCAAGUUCAGCCGCACCAAGCAGAAAACGUUCACUAGACUGGUUUAUGCACUUCUCAUCAGAUCAAAUGAUCACAUUGCAGACUAGUCAAAUAGUUUGUGAAUGUUAGCAUCACUCACUGUCACGUAACACUGGCAGAUGUAGCCUAUGAAAACAAUACUGAUGUAAACAUUGUACUUGUGUUUCAUUAGCACAAUACUGACUUCUAACAAGUCUACAUACAAAGAGAAAUUGGAUUGGCUAGUCAAAUUCAUUUAAAGCAUUAAAACCAACAUUAAUUUGUUAUCUGUCCUAGACGGUAAUAGAUACUGGACAGCAUACAAACGGAUACUGGACAGUAAUACAAACAGAUACUGGACAGCAUACAAACAGAUACUGGACAGCAUACAAACAGAUACUGGACAGUAAUACAAACUGGACAGUGAGUUACACAUAUUGGACAUGUACUGGACAGUGAGAUUUUAAACACUAAAUUCCACAUUGGACUGUAAUAAACUUGGUGCAGUAUGAGAGCUAGUUGUCAGAUCUCGAUCAAACAGCUUCUGUAAUUCACAUGGAAUUGAAUAUUGUGCCUGUUAUGAACAGAUUUCCAUGAAUGUUUUCAGUUUGUUCAAACACCAGUUUAGUACCAGUGUAUCACCACAUUGACGACUGGUUCCAAGGUUCGAAACUGCCAGUCGCCAGUUGAAUCCAAAGUCCCAAAAAAUAUUAUUUGGGCUAUCUUCUUUCUAUAACAUAUGAGCCACUAUUAAUAAUUGCAUUGCAUAUAUUUAUUCCACAUUAAAAUCUUGCUCAUGGUUCACAAAACUGAACACAUCAGCUUACCAUAAUUUGCCAACAUCAAUUUAUGAAUAUUGAUUUUGUAGACCGGAUGUAGUUAGGUUUAGUCUUAAUAAAAGAAAGACUCCCUGCAGUUCAUAUCCAUUCAGAACACCUUAUUUCAAUAUGUAUGUAUCUUUACUAUCUAGAAGUGGUUCUUCAAAUCAAUAUUACUUCAAUUAUUAAUUGUUUUUAAUAAUGAAACAUUUUGAUUUACUUAAAACAAACCUGAAAUAUGAAUAUUUUGUGUUUGGGCUAUCUAAAGCAAGUUUGGGCCACUAAAAAUGAAUAUUUAGUGGCCCAGAUAUUGCGUUUUGGGCCACCAUACUUUUGUGACGAGUUUCGAGCCCUGUGGUUCUGGGUUGUGUGUCAGAUCUUAACUGUGUAGCUAGUAGGGUGUGUCAGUUCCAGUAAGUCAUUUGAACUAGAACCUACUAGUCUUGUAUAAUAAUAAUAAUAAUAAUAGUGAUAUCUGUAAGUUCCUCUAGGUGGUGGGUAUUUUAGUAGGUAUUUUAUAAGGGCAGGUGUAUAUUGCUCUUCGUUCAUUCACUGUCAGUGUUUAACAGUUGCCACAAAGGCCGCUUACUUGCACGACAAAGUAUUUGUCUGAGGUGUUGUCCAUCUAGGAUUGAUCCCAGUCAAUGGGCCCAUUGGGCUAUUUCUCGUUCCAGCCAGUGCACCAUGACUGGUACAUGCUAUCCUGCCUGUGCUACUAGUGGAAAAGUGUAACAGGUUUCCUCUAACAUGACAUGUCAAAAAUUACCAAAUGUUUGACUUCCAGUAGCCAGUGAUGUAUAGAUCAGUGUGCUCUAGUGGUGUCAUUAAACAAAACAAACUUUAUCUCAAAUACUAGAGCAUUCACAAGUGAUGUUCAUAUCUGUUUAGAUUGUUUUUGAAGUUUGCUUCAGACUGGCUCUGUUAUAUGAUUCAGACUGGCUUUGUUAUAUGAUUCAGACUGGCUUUGUUAUAUAAUAUUGUAACAUCUGUACAUUGUGUAUCGUCACUGUACACAUUAUUUGUGCAUUCAUAUCCACACAGCUGCAUGAACACUUACAGGCCAACAUGUCCUAGCGGCCACCUGUAAUUAGCAGUCACCUGCCAUAAGAAGUCAUUUAAAUUGGAUCACAAAUUGCCAAAAUACCUUUAUUAAUUUAUUCACUGUAAAUAAAUGAGAUUUAUUGUAAAUGUCUCUGUAACUAAAAUGUUUUUUUAAACAAUGACAAGGUGCAGCAAAUAAACUGUCUUCACUCCUUUACUGAUACUAGCACCCAUUCAGUCCGACAUCUCUACUGUAUAUAAAUUACGAAAUUGUGAAAAAGCUUGCCCUGAAUGUACAUGUUCAAUUAUUUCCUUUUCCUUGUCAAUAUGGGAUGCAUCAAAUUGCCUCUGGGUUGACAUUUGUAGAUUCAACUACUAUGACAAUACAUCACAUCACAGGAAUUAAAUGAAAAGAGAAAACAAACUUGUGAAAAUAUGAAUUGCAAACGAUUAAAUUAACUCCUAGCUAGUACUUUUUAGUUAAUUUAAUUUCAUUUUUUAAAAAAGGAAACAUGUUUGAAUCUGAUUUAUAGUAAACUAUAGAGCAAACAUCCCAUUAGUUAGCAGUAAAAAGGGUGAAAAAAGAGAUCACAAACAUUUCAAUGACACAAAAGUGGCCGUGUGUAUUCAGCAACCAACUGUGUUAUGUGGCCGCUUUCGACAUCUUCCGCAUGUGACUACUUCAGGCAGGUUUGAUGGUAUGCAAUAUUAUACUCGAGUUCAGUAUAGAAAUUUAGUAGACUUGCCAAGAAUUCAACCCAUGCAUUUAUAGGUUAAUACAAACGCCACAUAUUAUAGGGAUACAUACCGGUACUAGAUAUUGUAAGGUUACAUACUAGAUAUUUGAAAUCCAUACAUGUUUGUUAUAUUCCUAAUGUGAUGUGCCUUUCACUGUUUGUAUGGUCAGUACAUUUUAAUUGUUCUUCAUAUUUAAGUUUUUAAAACAUACUGACAGUCGGUCUGUUGUCAGUAGUUGUCGGAGACUUGUUAUUAACGGUUUUAUUACAAUGCAUGAUUUUAUCUUUUAAUUCUCAUCUGAGAACAGCAUUAGUGACUGAUGUAUCAUUUCACGUAAGUCUGUAAAACUCAACAAAGAGUUGCUUUGAAGGCAUUACCAUAUGUAAAAAUCUCAUCACCACUAAAUGUAAUUUUUCAUCACUAAAUGGAUACUAAAUAUCAUGUUUUAUUGUUGUCUGGAUGUUACGUUUUGUUGUGCAUUGUAUUUGUAAUCGCUACAUGGAAGUAGUUUGUGUUUGUUUGUGUGUAUGUAUAUAUAUAUAUAAUAUACUAUGAUAAAGGUAUUUAUUACAUUUUUGGUCUCGCAGUGGUAAAAGAAUGAUUGGGUAACUGGUGUAAAAGGAAUCUUACCCACCAUGGUGGGGUGGGGUGGGGUAACUAACCUUUGACACUCUGGAUGAGAAUUAACAUGGUCGCCAACUGAGCCUCUGAUUUCGUUAAUUCGGUGAAAAUCGAGUUAUUUUACCCUCCAAGAUAAAUGGAACUAAAAGUGAGAUAAUAAAUGCUUCAGUGAUGGUGUGAUCUGACAUUUAAAAUUUAAAAUGCAUCUCGACAGUGACAGUCCAGCUUGUAUGUGGGUGUGCAUGUGACUGACACUGGAUAUUGAAUGAGAUAUUGAAUGAGAGGGAUAAAACACAACAAUGAAGUAGAUAUUUCAUGAUUUGAAACAUAAGCAAGUUGUGAUAAUAAUGUUUUUCUGCUGGUAUGAACAAAUGUAACGGAUCAAUAACAUUGUGUGUUAGUUGUCCGUCAGUGUUGAGAUCUGAUAAACCUGGUUUUUAACAUUUGUAAUCUAACAUAAUUUAGGCCUCAUUCACACCGGAUGCACUGUUGCGCAUGUGGUGUUGCUACACUAAUUAAAAUCCACUGCUUGCACCUAUUUACAUGUUAGCCAAUGUUAGGUUAUUAGUCCGCUACCUGUCCAACCGAACUGGACUGUAGGUUUCAUCUCCAUUCUUCUGUCUGUUUGUCUGUACAUCUUUAUCAUGUACUGUUACGGAUCAAGUUCGACUAUCAUGGCGAUUUACCCAUUUUUCAGCUAUGCACCUUGAAUUUAGGAGAUACAAAAAUUUGUUUUCUGCUUGUUGUUUUUUUCACAACGCCUUAAUAUAUUGAGUGAAAAUCUUGUGUUUAGCUUUAUCACUUACUCUUACAGAUCAAGUUUGACUUUCAUGGCAAGUUGCCCAUUGUUCACAAGAGUUCUGGCCCUUGAAUUUAGGAGAUAAGAACACUUAUUGGGCCCAGUAGGCAACAUUUUUUGCUUUAGCAGUACUCUCAGAAAACAUAUUUUGACUAAUAGUCAUGUGCAACUAAUCUUUAAUAUUUCACCUUUAACAGUUAGGAUAGAGAGCAAAAUGUAUUAGUAAACCAGUAAGUAAAUGGUUUAAUUACCCUUGUCAGUAAUGCAGCCCCCUACAUUCUCAGUGGGGAACAUUUCCCACGUGAAAUAGAUUUUAAAAAUUAAAAUAUAUGGGUACAUUCCUGAACAGUGAAUAGUUAUUUUUUAAAACUUGAUGAGUUUUAGUCGAAUUAAUCGACUGCUCACAUACAUGGAGAAUGAUUGUAUAACUUGAAAUCUGUCCCAUUGGUUACAAGUUGCAGCUUGUAUUGUCAUCUGAUGUGCAGGACAUUGUGUGCCAAUUACCUGCCUAUUGCUGGGUCCAGUUAGUGAUCGGACCUCCUCGUUAUUCCAGUCCAGGGCCAGACUCCCUAGGUGGUCAUGGAUCCGUGGUCGGUUACCUGCCUCUCUCUGGCUUUACAGAGUAACCUAACCUCCAGGCUAUUCCAGUCCAUGGCCAGUCUAGUUAUUAAAGACAGACCGAGGCACGAGAUGGUCAUGUUUGUGGUCAGACUAGUAAUCCAGGACAAUUUGCCCUGCACUUCAUUGGUCCGACCCAAGUUUUGUUCAACGUCACAGACUAGUAAUCCAGGACAACUUGCCCUGCACUUCAUUGGUCCGACCCAAGUUUUGUUCAACGUCACAGAACUCUUGAAUGUAAUCAUGUGGGAAUCUGUCUAAUCAUUUGUGGGUGUCCAAAAACAAAACUGAUGUACUGAAGGCAGCACUUUUACUGGGGACCUUGACAGUGAAAACAUCUUCAUUGUUCCAAAAUAUGCUGCAAUGACCAUUUUCCAUAAACACUGUCAUAUACUCAAUAAUUUAAUACCGUACUUAAGAUUACUAGUCGGCAAUGUGUGAGGAUAUUGGGCCAAUAUCUCAUCUUAUAUCAGAUUGUUAAUAUUUAAAUGUUUUGUGAUUUAUUUAAGCAUGUCAUACAAGCGGUUAACUUGAAAUGCUGGAGUGAAUGGGUGACUGAAAUGUAUAUUUAUUGUAAAUAAAGUAUGUACAGGA
This is a messenger RNA of Gigantopelta aegis, 8055 nucleotides long. Its product is annotated as zinc transporter ZIP9-like. The coding region runs from base 128 to 1156 and encodes 342 amino acids. Gene Ontology annotation, molecular function: metal ion transmembrane transporter activity. Gene Ontology annotation, cellular component: membrane. Gene Ontology annotation, biological process: zinc ion transport; transmembrane transport. NCBI's taxonomy places the organism in Eukaryota, Metazoa, Mollusca, Gastropoda, Neomphalida, Peltospiridae. The transcript is spliced from 7 exons. The record is from RefSeq and is a predicted model, not a curated record.